Magallana angulata is the source of this 1824-nucleotide messenger RNA. RefSeq lists its product as uncharacterized. The coding region runs from base 67 to 1353 and encodes 428 amino acids. NCBI's taxonomy places the organism in Eukaryota, Metazoa, Mollusca, Bivalvia, Ostreida, Ostreidae. The transcript is spliced from 7 exons. The record is from RefSeq and is a predicted model, not a curated record.
GGAACAGAUACGCCUUGACAAAACUGGCAUCUCCAUUUUUUGUGCAAAUCAGUUCCAUUUUGAACGAUGGAACGAUAUUUGACGUUUUUCGUCGUGAUAACUUGUUUCGUUCAUAAUUCAGAAGGAUCACUAAUCAAUUCCCCAUGCAAAAAAUCGUCGGAUUGGAGUAACCAUUACAUCCGUUGUCCCACUGAUCAUACGAUUUAUAUCGCAAAGCAUGUGAUUGAGGAUGGCUUUAACACACUGAUGUCCCCUGCCCUUGGGUGUUUCGCCAGUGAUGCUGUUUACUGUGGUGUCGAACUACCAACUAACAACACCAAUAUUAAAAACUACCACAUUAUGGACUCCGCCGUUAAUGCAUGUAAUGGACGAAAUGAGUGUACUCUGUCCAGACAGUAUUUCCUUGAAGCUGAAGCGGCUCUGAAGAAGUUUUGUAAUGCCUCACUACGACCCGAGGUACAGAAAGCAACUUUUCGACAGAGCAUUGACUAUGAAUGUAUUCAAGAUUCUCAGAUAAUCAACAUGUCCGUGGUCAAAAAUGAAAGCAGACCCUUUGGCCCCGUGUAUCUAAAGGCCUCAAGCGCAAAUUGUUCUUGUGACAUCUCCGGAGCUAUGUCAAGUAUUGAGAUCUUGCAAGCAAAAUCAGUUUUCCUGCUGAUUCAGUCAAAAGAAAACACCCUUUUAGAGCAUCCUGACACUAGCGUUGGUUUAUACGGCGUGCGUAUACCUCUUAAAACAGAAGACAUUGUCAUAACAAUACUGAAUGGUACAAACACAAGUUUGGCUCUGAUGAAAGUUCGCAGUGAAGGUAUACUUAGAAUUCGUUGCUCAAAUUAUAAAAUUCUUAGAAGAGCUCGAGAAUUUCGAGUUCAAAAAAUGAUUGAAUCUCGAUUAUUCCAAUCGUCACGUUCAUAUGGAGCUUUGGAAUCAACCACCAGCCAACAAAAUGAUCAACAAGUAGGGACCGUUAGACCAGACGUUAGAUUUACCAUUGGUGGGAGCCUUAAACCAAACUUUACAUUUACAAUUGGCGAUGUUUUAAAUUUGACACUGUCCUUCUUUAUAAUUUUCCUCUUUGUUCUUUCAAUUCUCUACAAACGAAGGACUAAUGGUCAUGUCUCAGCCGAAAUCAAAUUGAAAGACAAAGAGGAGAAACUUGUGCUUGUGUGUUAUCCAAACAACGGGCAGAAGAAAGCAAAGGUUGAGAUCCAUCAGGCGGACUGUAUGUGUGUGUCUACUACAGGUCGCCCUGUGAGAAGGUCUAACUACACAUCGCUGCAGAUUGUAAACCCGAGUGAGAGUUCUGAUCAAAGGAAUAAAAACAGUGCAGAUCUAUAUUCUGACGUUGUUUAAUCACAUCACACAUAUGUAUACUACAACAAGUUUAUAUUCCGAUUCUUUAGUUGUUUUUGCAGAUAACUUAUUUUGCGAAAACUGCUGAGUGUGUAUAUUAUAAACAAAGAGAUGGACUGAUGCAAAUCAAUAUUUUUUCAAUUUGAUACUAUGCUCGAAAAUGCCAGAAUGGAAAAUGCUGUGAUGAAAAUUAUAAUGCACGGUUAUAAAAUGUGCACUCUUACCUAGAAAUCCCAUCUAAGUUAAUGCAACCGAGGUUCCCAUGAAAACUCCUGAAAAAUCUUAAGAUAUUUAUUGUUACCUAUUACUUGCGUUUUGUGCAUUUUCAUGUGUCGUGUGUCAUUUGCUGCGUUUUGAAGUUAUUCUUAUAAGAUUAUUUUGUUUAUUUUGUUGUAUUGCAAGAGCUUAUAUUAAACUGUAAACUUGUAAUAGUACGGGGUGCAAAAAUAUUAUUUAUAUUUAAUCAUUUAU